CUUUCUACCCCGCCCGCUCGUUGCCCGCUUGUUCGCCGCUCUCUCAUAGACAAUGUCGACAGCGUUGGACAACACCUUUGGUGCUGCGUUCAUUGGAGUUGUGGUCUCUGCAAUUCUCUACGGAAUCACCUGCGUGCAGACAUGGUUUUACUUUAGCGAUUAUGAGAAAGACGGAUUGCCGAUGAAGCUCUUGGUCACUGCGGUUCUUCUCUCUGAUACCGUACACCAGGCUUUGAUCACGCACACAGUUUACACAUAUCUCGUCUCAAACUUCGGAAAUCCCGUUGAACUGGGAGAGCUCGUGUGGAGCUUGAUUGUGGAGGUUCUUUUCAAUGGUUUCACUGCUCUCAUGGUUCAAAGCUUCUUGGCUUGGCGUAUCUGGAAGCUGAGCAACGGUUGCAUUUGGCGGACUGGCUCUGUGAUGACUCUGGUCAUCGGUGAAUUUGUCUGUGUUGUGAUCUACGUCUCCAAGGGAAUCAACUUGCAGACCUUUGCCGAGUUGACAGCGCUGAAGUCGUUGUCCAUGACUGUGAACGCUGUUGCCGCGGCUGGUGAUGUUCUCAUCGCAAUGUUCUUGUGCCAUCUUCUUCACGGAGCCCGAACUGGGUUUUCGAGAUCGGACAGUAUGAUCAACAGGCUGAUCGUCUUCACCAUCAACACUGGCUUGCUGACCAGUCUUUGCGCCAUCGCUUCCCUGGUAUCGAUUGUUGCGGCUCCCACCACAUUCAUUUACAUCUCAUUCUACUUCUGUCUUGGUCGUCUCUACUGCAACUCCCUCCUGGCUACUCUCAACGCGCGCAGGGCCCUGCGUGGGGAGGCUCGUGAAGACAUGUCCCUCUCUCUUCAGAGAAUGCCGAACAGCCCCUCGGCGACUGCUGCUCUUGCGUCUGGGAAACAAAUCGCCGUCAACGUUACCGUUGAUCAUGAGCGCGACGGCUCAGAUUAUCAGGUCGAUUACAAGUCGUCGGCAGCAGAAGCUUUUUGAACGAAGCCUGAGUGCAACGCAACCUUCGAGUAUGCAGGUGUCACACACGAAGGACCCCCACGCUGUCACUUGGUUUGCCCAAGGAGCGUCACGAUGUAGCGUCAAGAUUGCUGAAGUUUUGCUGUCGUUACCCAUUUCCUGUUCGUAUUUUUGUCGGUACCCCUUAGAAGAAGUUCGCGAGGCAGGUGCACGAUCUGUGUUUUUUUUUUGCUGCUGGAAUCUGAGGAUCCAAAAUCACUUGACCAUCCGUGGUUGUUACAAUAUAUGGAUAUCGUAGCUGAUAGCUACUUGAAUUUAAUUUUCCGGAAAUU
Messenger RNA from Coniophora puteana RWD-64-598 SS2, 1296 nucleotides. RefSeq lists its product as uncharacterized. Lineage: Eukaryota; Fungi; Basidiomycota; Agaricomycetes; Boletales; Coniophoraceae. The record is from RefSeq and is a predicted model, not a curated record. The transcript is spliced from 22 exons. Bases 53 to 985 code for a protein of 310 amino acids.